Colletotrichum siamense is the source of this 4635-nucleotide messenger RNA. It is a transcript of the gene YCF1, whose product is annotated as Metal resistance protein YCF1. The transcript has 7 exons. Gene Ontology annotation, cellular component: membrane. Bases 1 to 4635 code for a protein of 1544 amino acids. The record is from RefSeq and is a predicted model, not a curated record. Gene Ontology annotation, biological process: transmembrane transport. Lineage: Eukaryota; Fungi; Ascomycota; Sordariomycetes; Glomerellales; Glomerellaceae. Gene Ontology annotation, molecular function: ATP binding; ATP hydrolysis activity; ABC-type transporter activity.
AUGGACUAUUCCGACUACUCGUCGCAGCGCGUGCUGCACACCGGAUCGUUCACCGGAUUCCAUCGCAUGGGAUCACUCGGUAGCCACUAUCUCUCCGCGACCGAGCAUAUCAAACAGCCGCUAUGCGGCAACGAGGAGGGUUGGGGGCCAUUGAGCCCGAUCCGAUACGACUUCACACCCUGCUUCAUUGAUGUUUGGAUAGCCUCCGUCGCUGCGUUCGGUGUCGUCUUUGGACUGCUCGCAAUCAUCUGGCUUGUCCAGCGCAAGAGACCUUCCGACGCCCCCAAAGACUGGCACUUCUGGGCAAAGCAGACACUACUUGGAUUCAUUAUCGCCGAUGUCAUUGUACAACUCGUAAUUCAAAUAAUUAGCUAUCCCGGAGUCUGGUACGGCGAUUUCAGAUUCUGGACUACCGUCGGCACCAUCCUCUCCCUCGGUGUAAUCUUCUCCAUCCAAUGGCUCGAGCACGCCCGACUGCGCAAUGCGAACGGCGUCGUUCUGUUCUACUGGCUAUUUCUCCUGAUCGCAUACGCUGUAAAGCUCCGAUCCCUCAUCUCCCAGCAGCUGUACACCAAGAACGAGGCCUACUUCAUCACUUACACAAUCGGCUUCGCACUGUCCAUCGUGGAGUUUGGGCUCGAGUGGCUUUGGCCCAGGAAAGUCAGCGCAUACGAGGCUCUGAUUGACGAGGAGGAGUGCCCGAUCGAAUACGCGACUGUAUUUUCCCUACUAACCUUUUCGUGGAUGACACCUUUGAUGCGCUACGGCUACAAGCAGUACCUGACUGAGGACGAUCUUUGGGGGCUUGCCAAGAAGGACCAGACGAAGAACACUGGAGACGCAUUCCAAGAUGCUUGGGAGAUUGAGCUCAAGAAGAAGAACCCUUCGCUGUGGAUUGCCAUGUUCAGAGCCUACGGCGGCCCUUAUGCGGUUGCCGCGCUCUUCAAAAUCGUCAAUGAUGUCACCCAAUAUCUCCAGCCGCAACUGCUCAAGUACCUCAUCGCUUUCGUCGAUUCGUACCGCUCCGACAGCGACGCUGAGGAGGAGCCGGUCAUCUGGGGUGCUGCGCUUGCGUUGGCCAUGUUCGCCUGCGCCGUGCUCCAGACUGCCAUGAUUCACCAAUACUUCCAACUCGCCUUCGUCACCGGCAUGCGUAUCAAGGGCGGCCUUGCGUCUGCCAUCUACAAGAAGUCCAUGAAACUGUCCAACGAGGGCCGGUCAUCUAAGACGACUGGUGACAUUGUGAACUACAUGGCUGUUGAUGCGCAGCGUCUGCAGGAUCUGACCCAGUUCGCCCAACAGGUCUGGUCUGCACCUUUCCAGAUCAUCAUCUGCAUGGUUUCCCUGUAUCAAUUGGUUGGCUGGUCCAUGCUUGCUGGUAUUGGUGUCAUGAUCAUUAUGAUGCCUGCCCAUGGCUUUAUUGCGAGAAUCAUGAGAAACUUGCAGAAGGAGCAGAUGAAGAACAAGGACAAGCGAAGCCGUCUCAUCAACGAGAUCAUCACCAACAUGAAGAGCAUCAAGCUCUAUGCCUGGGGUGCAGCCUUCAUGAACAAGUUGAACUUUGUGCGAAAUGACCUUGAGCUGAAGAACCUGCGCAAGAUUGGCGCUACUCAAGCUUUCGCCAACUUUACCUGGAGCACUGCUCCCUUCUUCGUGUCUUGCUCUACCUUUACCGUGUUCGUGUUGACGCAAGAUAAGCCCUUGACGACUGAAAUCGUCUUCCCAGCACUGACUCUCUUCAACCUCCUCACUUUCCCCCUGGCUGUUCUUCCUAUGGUAAUCACCUCCAUCGUUGAGGCCAGCGUUGCGGUCGGUCGUCUGACUGACUUCCUUACGGCUGAGGAGAUCCAGCCUGACGCCAUUACCAUCAAGCCCGCCCCCGAGGAGAUGGGAGAGGAGACCGUUAUGAUCCGAGACGGAAACUUCUCCUGGAACCGUCAUGAGGACAGGGAGGUCCUCAGGGACAUUGACUUCACCGCCUACAAGGGCGAGUUGUCCUGCAUCGUCGGCAGAGUCGGCGCGGGCAAGUCUUCCUUCCUUCAGAGUAUUCUGGGUGAUCUUUGGAAGGUGAAGGGUGACGUCCAAGUUCAUGGAACUGUGGCGUAUGCUUCUCAGAGCGCUUGGAUCUUGAACGCCACGGUGAAGGAGAACAUUGUUUUCGGUUACCGAUAUGAUUCCGAAUUCUAUGAAAAGACUGUCAAGGCCUGUGCGCUGCUUGAUGACUUCAACCAGCUUCCCGACGGCGACGAGACUGUUGUCGGUGAAAGAGGUAUCUCUUUGAGUGGCGGUCAGAAGGCUCGCGUUGCUUUGGCUAGAGCAGUUUAUGCUCGAGCUGACAUCUACCUCUUCGACGACGUCCUGUCCGCCGUGGAUUCGCAUGUCGGUCGCCACAUCAUUGAGAAUGUCCUGGGCCCCAGAGGUCUCUUGAACACCAAGACUCGUAUCCUCGCAACCAACGCCAUUGCAGUCCUUCCCGAGGCCAGCUACAUCACUCUGCUCCGGGAUGGUGAAAUCGCCGAGCGAGGAACCUACAAGCAGCUUGUGGCCAUGAAGGGCAUGAUUAACGAACUCAUGAAGACCGCUGGACAAGACUCAGGAUCAUCUUCCUCGGCCAGCUCGAGCGGUUCCAGCAGCGAGACCUCCACGGUCAUCGAAGCCGAGGGCAGCAGUCAAGAGAAGGCCGAGAUGGAGGAAGCCCAGGAGCAGCUGCCUGAGAUGGAGCCUAUUAAGACUGGCGCUGCCAUGCAGCAUAAGAAGCGGUCAUCGAGCAUGGCAACUCUUCGCCGUGCAAGCACCGCCAGCUUCAGAGGCCCUCGUGGCAAGCUCACUGACGAGGAAGUCUCCGGCAGCAAGACCAAGCAGGCCAAGGAACAUUCUGAGCAAGGCAAGGUCAAGUGGGAUGUCUACUUGGAGUACGCCAGAAACAGCAACGUUAUUGCUGUCAUCAUCUACCUAGUGACUCUUGUUGCCUCCCAGUCGGCCAACAUUGGUGGUUCUGCUUGGCUCAAGACCUGGGCUGAGCACAACGCCAAGUACGGCGGCAAUCCCGAAGUUGGCAAGUACAUUGGCAUCUACUUCGCAUUUGGUAUCGGAUCUUCUCUCUUGACUGUCUGUCAAACACUCAUCUUGUGGAUCUUCUGCUCUAUCGAGGCGUCACGAAAGUUGCAUGAAGCCAUGGCCAAUGCCAUCUUCAGGUCCCCCAUGUCCUUCUUUGAUGUCACGCCUACGGGGCGCAUUCUGAACAGAUUCUCCAGUGAUAUCUACAGGGUUGAUGAGGUCCUCGCCAGGACAUUCAACAUGCUUUUCGUGAACGUUGCUCGCUCCGGCUUCACUCUGGGUGUUAUCGCUAUUGCCACUCCCGCUUUCACUGCUUUGAUUAUUCCUAUCGGCCUCAUGUACUACUGGAUCCAGCGAUACUACCUUCGCACUUCCCGAGAGCUCAAGCGACUUGACAGCGUUACCAAGAGUCCGAUCUACGCUCACUUCCAGGAGUCUCUCGGAGGUAUCUCGACUAUCCGAGCCUACCGACAGCAGCAGAGAUUCGAGCUCGAGAACGAAUGGCGUGUCGAUGCCAACCUCAAGGCUUACUUCCCCUCUAUCAGCGCCAACCGAUGGCUGGCUGUCCGACUGGAGUUCAUCGGUGCCAUCGUCAUUAUGUCUGCCGCUGGUUUUGCUGUCGUCUCCGUCGCAAGCCACAGCAACCUCAGCCCUGGUCUCGUCGGUUUGGCCAUGUCCUAUGCCCUGCAGAUCACCACAUCUCUCAACUGGAUUGUCCGCCAGACCGUAGAGGUCGAGACGAAUAUUGUUUCAGUCGAGCGUGUUCUGGAGUAUGCCAGACUGCCCAGCGAGGCCCCUGAAAUCAUCAAGAGCAACAGGCCUCCUGUUGCUUGGCCCUCCAAGGGCUCUCUUGAGUUCAAGAACUACAGCACUCGCUACCGCGAGGGUCUGGAUAACGUGCUGAAGAACAUCAACCUCGACAUUAAGUCGCACGAGAAGAUUGGUGUCGUUGGCCGCACGGGAGCCGGCAAGUCAUCGUUGACACUGGCAUUAUUCCGCAUCAUCGAGCCGACCGCUGGUAACAUCAGCAUUGACAAUCUGAACACAUCCUCCAUUGGACUUUUGGACCUCCGUAGAAGACUUGCCAUCAUCCCGCAAGACGCGGCCCUUUUCGAGGGCACUAUCCGGGACAACCUGGAUCCCGGCAACGUGCAUGACGACACCGAGCUUUGGAGCGUGUUGGAACACGCCCGGUUGAAGGACCACGUAUCAAGCAUGGAAGGCGGCCUCGAGGCGAAGAUUAACGAAGGAGGCUCCAACCUCUCACAGGGUCAGCGGCAGCUCGUGUCGCUCGCCCGCGCCAUGCUGACGCCGUCCAACAUUCUCGUGCUCGACGAGGCCACGGCCGCCGUGGACGUCGAGACGGACGCCAUGCUGCAGACGACGCUGCGCUCGCCUCUCUUCGCCAACCGUACCAUCAUCACCGUCGCUCACCGUAUCAACACCAUUCUCGACAGCGACCGCGUCGUCGUCCUCGACAAGGGCCAGGUCGUCGAGUUCGACACCCCUCAAGAGCUUAUUAAGAAGCAAGGCGUGUUUUACGGGCUUGUCAAGCAGGCCGGUCUGGAUACCGAAUAG